Messenger RNA from Sinocyclocheilus grahami, 1665 nucleotides. It is a transcript of the gene tmem263, whose product is annotated as transmembrane protein 263. NCBI's taxonomy places the organism in Eukaryota, Metazoa, Chordata, Actinopteri, Cypriniformes, Cyprinidae. The record is from RefSeq and is a predicted model, not a curated record. The transcript is spliced from 3 exons. The coding region runs from base 85 to 447 and encodes 120 amino acids.
UUCCUUUGAAUCAAGGGGUGGAGACAGAAGUUUACAACUUGAUCUGCAGAAGUUUAGAGAAGCAAACUUGUUACACAAGUUAAAAUGAGUGAAACCAAUCAGCAACGGGAUGAGUUGCCUGCAUACUUGAAGGAUGAUCCUCCAACAGAUACCAACAAAGACCAUCCUCAACCCCAGCCUGGCAUGUUCUCCAGGGUGGCCGGUGGUCUGUUCAGUGUCACGAAGGGAGCCGUUGGGGCCACAGUGGGUGGAGUCGCCUGGGUUGGAGGGAAAAGCCUUGAUCUCACGAAAACUGCUGUUACCUCAGUUGCAGCUGUUCCAGCGAUGGGAGUGGGGCUCGUGAAGAGCAGUGUGUCUGCCGUGGCUGGUGGCGUGACCGCUGUCGGCUCCGCCGUCGCCAGUAAAGUUCCCAUUGGUGGAAGCAAGAAGAAGGACAAGUCUGAUUGAAUCACGUGCCUCGAAGGUACUUUUGUCAGAGUCUGCAUCAUGUCUUCUUAGACUCCAGAGCGAGUUGAUUGUGGAGAUCAUGCUUGUGUUAAGAGCAUAUUUGGACCUUAUCCGUCUGCCUGACCAGACCAACAAGACGACAUUCACAAGCUGGGUGGCCUUCAUCUGCUCCACGCAAGAACCUUUGUUUUUGUGUUCUAUUGGAAUAUGACAUUAAGUCAAAUUGUUUAUGUAUGAAGUAUUAAAUAUCUGACUAGAGUUGGAUACACGGACCUCUAAAUGUUCCGUUUAUGCUUCACUGAGCACACAAAGACACACACUUGUGCCUGACUGUACACACAAAGAAUCACAUGUUUUAAACACACCUUACAGUUGAGCCAGUUGUAGGGGUGAAGAUCAAUCAGGUGUCCCUUUAGGUGCUGUGGGGGGAAAUCUCAGACUGUGCGGUGCUGAUGGUGGUGCUCCAUCCAUCUGAUUGAUUGUUUGUGAGAUUACUUACUUUGUGCCUCUGGGGUCCAUGCUGAACUCCAGCGAUCGCUCUCUGUGUCCCCCUGAAAAACAAAGAAACCACAAGCCCACAAACACACGCGUGCACACACACACACACACACACACACACACACACACCCACUCACACAUUAAGGGCUGGUGUGUUUAGAUUUUGCCAAACAACUCCAAAAUUACAAUUGUGAGCCAUAAAUGUGAAUGCUGAUAGUACCGCGGUUGUUUUUUUGUUUGUUUUAGGGAAACGUGCAUGACAAUCUCCAUCAAAACAAGUCUUUUUGUUUUGAUGACUGUAGCUGUAUUCCAAUAUCCAGUUACAUUUUCUUUUUUCUUUUCUGCAAGUCAUUCUAUCUGUCCUUUUGCUUCUUUGUUCCGUUUGCUCUUUUAAAUCUUUAAUGUGAAUUGUUUUGUUUUAUGGGCCAACAAAGAACCACUUAAGGUGGCAAAGUAUAAUACAGUAUUUUCUUCUGUCAAAUAUUUGUUUCCUUUACCAAAGAUUAAGUUUGGAAAAAGAGUUCAGUGUAUUUGAGGAUUGUUUUUUUUUUUUGUUAAUGUUGAUAUGCAGUAUACUUUAUGGUAUUCAGUGUACUCUCUCUUUUUAGAUAGAUAGUUAUCAAAUAUAUAUAUUAAUGUGUUAUUUUUUGAUUUGAGACCAUCCACAUUUCAAUGCAUUAAUGUGAAUUCAAAGGACCUAAAUAAAGAGACAUCACAGUU